Molecule: messenger RNA, 1047 nt
Organism: Lactuca saligna
Lineage: Eukaryota; Viridiplantae; Streptophyta; Magnoliopsida; Asterales; Asteraceae
Source: the annotation of a GenBank genome assembly
AUGGCACAAUACGGAGAUCAGAAAUACGAAGGAGAAGGUCCGCAAACAGAUGAGUAUGGCAACCCAGUUCCAAAAACUGAUGCGUACGGAAACCCACUUCACUCUACCACCGAGAAAACCAAGGGUGAAUAUGGUGUAACUGGUCACCAGGGUCUAGGUCACGCCACCGGAGCAACUGAAUCUUAUCAAAACAAACCUAGCGCCACCCCUUAUUCCGGCAGCGACAUUGGCACAGGAACUGGUGCAGGCUACGAGGGACUUGGAGUCGCUGGUCACAAGCAAUCUAGUGCCAGCACCGGCAUGGGCACGGACAUUGGCACUAAAACUGGGACAGGCUAUGAUCAACAUAGCGAAGAAGGCUAUGAGAAGCUUCUUGGUGUUCACAGCACAGACGAUCAUCAAAAGGUCUCCACAACAAAGGCUGGCAGCUUUGCUGGUGGUUUUGGGGAAGGAGGGGAAACCCACGACAAGAAAGGGGUGAUAGAGAAGAUCAAAGAAAAGCUUCCCGGUGGUCAAAACACAGACGAGCAUCAAAGGGUGUCCACAACAAAGGCAGGUGGCUUUGCUGGUGGUUAUGGGGAAGGAGGGGAAGCCCACGAGAAGAAAGGGGUGAUGGAGAAGAUCAAAGAAAAGCUUCCCGGUGGUCAAAAUACAGAUGGGCAUCAAAAGGUGUCCACAACAACAACAGGCGGCAUUGGUAGUGGCUAUGUGGAAGGAGGGGAAACCCAGGAGAAGAAAGGGGUGAUGGAGAAGAUCAAAGAAAAGCUUCCCGGUGGUCAAAAUACAGAUGGGCAUCAAAAGGUGUCAACCACAACAACAGGCGGCAUUGGUAGUGGUUAUGUGGAAGGAGGGGAAACCCACGAGAAGAAAGGGGCGACUGAGAAGAUCAAAGAAAUGCUUCCUGGUGGUCACAACACAGACGAGCAUCAAAGAGUGUCCUCAACGACAGGCGGCGUUGGUGGUGGAGGUUAUGGGGAAGGAGGGGAAACGCACGAGAAAAAAGGGGUGAUGGAAAAGAUCAAGGAGAAGCUUCCUGGACAUCAUUAG